AUGCCGCCGGCGCGGAGGCCUCCACCGCGCCUCCCCAACCACAGCAUCGCCGCCGCACCCACGCUCCUCCUCCUUCUCCUCCUCCUGCUCCUCCUCUCCCCACCAGCCGCCACCGCCGCGCAGCACCACCGCCACCACACCACAGGCGACGGCGUCGUCAUCUCCCAAGCCGACUACCAGGGCCUGCAGGCCAUCAAGCACGACCUCUCGGACCCCUACGGCUUCCUGCGCUCCUGGAACGACAGCGGCCUCGCGGCCUGCUCAGGCGCAUGGGCAGGCAUCAAAUGCGUCCUGGGCAGCGUGGUGGCCAUCACGCUCCCCUGGCGCGGGCUCGGGGGCACGCUCUCCGCGCGCGGCCUCGGGCAGCUCGUCCGCCUCCGCCGGCUCAGCCUCCACGACAACGCCAUCGCGGGGCCCGUCCCGCCCUCGCUCGGCUUCCUCCCGGACCUCCGCGGCCUCUACCUCUUCAACAACCGCUUCUCGGGCGCCCUCCCCGCCUCCAUCGGCGCCUGCGUCGCGCUGCAGGCGUUCGACGCCAGCAACAACCGCUUGACCGGCGCAAUCCCCGCCGCCGUUGCCAACUCCACCAGGCUCAUCCGCCUCAACCUCAGCCGGAACGAGUUUUCUGAUGUCAUCCCCGUGGAGGUCGUCGCCUCCGCGUCGCUCAUGUUCCUCGACCUCUCCUACAACAACCUCUCCGGACCCAUCCCCGACGCCUUCGCCGGAUCCGACAAGUCGCCGUCUUCCACCUCCAAGCUCAUCCUCGAGGAUGACGACAGCAGCAGCAACGACAAGGAGGCCAUCACCGGGAGCUACCACCUCGUCUUCCUCAGCCUGGCGCACAACUCCCUCGACGGGCCCAUCCCGGAGUCCCUCACCAAGCUCAUCAAGCUGCAACAGCUCGACCUCGCCGGCAACAUGCUCAACGGCACCAUCCCGGCGCAGCUCGCCGCGCUCUCCGACCUAAAAGCGCUCGACCUCUCCGGUAACACUCUCGCCGGCGAGAUCCCGCCAGGGCUCGACAACCUCACCGCGACGCUCCAGUCCUUCAACGUCUCCUACAACAACCUCUCCGGCGCGGCGCCGUCCUCACUGGCGCGCAAGUUCGGGGAGCCCGCGUUCACGGGGAACGUCCUGCUCUGCGGGUACUCUGCCUCCACGCCCUGCCCGGCGUCCCCGUCCCCCGCGCCGGCGUCGCCCGCGGAGGAACCACGCGGGCGCGGAGGCCGGAAGUUCAGCAGGAAAGCGCUCGUGCUCAUCGUCGCCGGGAUCGUCGUCGGCGUACUCGUCCUGCUGCUCCUCUGCUGCCUCCUGCUCUGUUUCCUGAGCAGGAACAAGAGGUCUUCCAGCACUACUGCUGCUGGAACACGGAGCGGGAAGCAGGCGGCCAAGGAAGCCGGUGGUGCUGGCGCUGGUGCCGCGGCGGCCGGGCGCGGCGAGAAGCCCGGGUCCGGCGCAGCGGAGGUCGAGUCCGGCGGGGACGUGGGCGGCAAGCUGGUGCACUUUGAUGGGCCGCUGGCGUUCACGGCCGACGACCUGCUGUGCGCCACCGCGGAGAUCAUGGGGAAGAGCACCUAUGGCACGCUGAAGAAAGCCAGCGCCAAGACGGACGUGUACAGCCUGGGCGUCAUCAUCCUGGAGCUGCUGACGGGCAAGUCCCCUGCCGACAGCACCAACGGCAUGGACCUGCCGCAGUGGGUGGCGUCCAUCGUCAAGGAGGAGUGGACCAGCGAGGUGUUCGACCUGGAGCUGAUGCGCGACGCCGCCGCCGCGGCGGGCACCACCGCCGGGGACGAGCUCAUGGACACGCUCAAGCUCGCGCUGCACUGCGUGGACCCGGCGCCGGCGGUCAGGCCCGAGGCACGCGAGGUGCUGCGGCAGCUCGAGCAGAUCAGGCCCGGCCCUGAGGGCGGUGCAGGGCCGAGCGAGGAAGGUGGCGCCGCGCAUGUGCCGGCGGCUUCUGCUUCUGCAGAAGAUGAUGAGUAA
This is a messenger RNA of Miscanthus lutarioriparius, 1986 nucleotides long. The record is from the annotation of a GenBank genome assembly. Lineage: Eukaryota; Viridiplantae; Streptophyta; Magnoliopsida; Poales; Poaceae.